This is a messenger RNA of Bufo bufo (common toad), 2145 nucleotides long. RefSeq names its product glucuronokinase 1-like. The record is from RefSeq and is a predicted model, not a curated record. Gene Ontology annotation, molecular function: ATP binding; glucuronokinase activity. The transcript is spliced from 23 exons. Bases 135 to 2000 code for a protein of 621 amino acids. Gene Ontology annotation, biological process: biosynthetic process. NCBI's taxonomy places the organism in Eukaryota, Metazoa, Chordata, Amphibia, Anura, Bufonidae.
UUGUGGGAGGUUGCAUAUUUACACAGGAGGAGGGGGGCGUCAGGUGAAGAAACUCUCAGUGUUUGCUGUGCUUUGUGUAGGAGAAUGUGAUCUGCUGCAGAGUCCAGAGCUCAGACUCCACCACCCAGGACACCAUGAUCUGUAUACUGCUGGUAGCAGGACAUGGCACCCUGCUGGAGAGCCACAUCAAGAAUGAUCAGAGUGGGCUGUAUAGUAUUCUGGAGGACGUUCCCAAGGCUCUGCUGCCCGGUGUGGGGGGGAAGAAGAUACUGGACUUCUGGUGGAAAGCUGUGAACACGAGACAGCUCUUCAGUGAAGUUUAUCUGGUGACAAAUGCAGACAAAUAUAAACACUAUGAGCGAUGGGCAACGGCCAAUGAAUUCCCCGUGGACAAUAUCAUUAAUGAUGGGACGACCACCUAUGACACCAGACUUGGAGCAGUUGCUGACUUGGAGCUUGCAAUAUCCAGCAAGAAGCUGAAUGAUGAUAUCAUGGUGAUUGCUGCUGACAUGUUAUGUGCUGACCAGAACUUUGACAUGGCUCAAGUGCUUAAAUUUUUCAGGCUGAAGGCUGGUGAACUGGCAAUUUAUUAUGAGAUGGAAGAAGGUGAAAGUCCAUCUUCACGUGGAAUAGUGGAAGUGUGUCCAGACAGCCACCGAAUUAAACGUUUUUUUGAAAAGCCUCCAAAAGGAGAAACCAGCUCGAGAAUGGCCAGUGUGGUCUUCUACUGCUUCCAGAAAAAGACACUGCCUACCCUCCAGGAUUUUCUUAACAGCUUCCCCAAGACAGAAGACAGAGUCCUGGGCAGAUAUAUGGAAUGGCUGAUAAACUGUGCAGCAGUCCCUGUGUACGGGAUGAAACUGCCCACCGGCUUUCAACUUAUUGGACAAGUGGGAUUGCCAGAUUACACAAAAUGGCUGGCUCACUACUCUGCAGUAAAAAGUCAGCCACGGGUCAAGGCGAUCACUUGCAGAGCAUAUGCCAGAAUUGGAAUUAUUGGAAACCCUUCAGAUGGAUAUUAUGGGAAGACCAUUUCUAUGACCAUCUCCAACUUUUGGGCUGAGGUCACGAUCUCCGAAAGCAAGAAACUGGUUUUGGUCCCUCAUCCUUUAAAUGAUCCAAAAGAGUUCGGCAGUUUGCGGGAUCUACAUUACAUCAGCAGGAAAGAGGGAUACCUAGGAGGGCUGAGACUUCUACAAGCCACCUGCAAGAAGUUCUAUCAGUUUUGCUCUGAGAAGGGCAGUGCACUGUCAAAACAGAACUUUACCUUGAAAUAUAAUGUAAAUAUUCCGCGCCAUGUGGGAUUAGCAGGAAGCAGCGCCAUUGUAUCAGCGACUCUGAAAUGCCUCAUGAAAUUCUACAAUCUAACAGACGACGAUCUCCCAAAGUCAAUCCGACCAAAUUUCAUUCUUGACGUUGAGAAAGAAGAACUAUUUAUAACAGCCGGACUUCAGGAUCGUGUAGUUCAGGUCUAUGAAGGUCUUAUCUAUAUGGACUUCAGCAAAUCCAUCAUGGAGGAGCAGGGUUAUGGAAAUUAUGUUCACAUGGACAUCAGCCGUGCACCACCCUUCUGGCUUGCAUAUCUGCGGGAUCCAAGUGACUCUGGUGUAAUACAUAAUAAUGUUCGACAACGUUGGUUGAAUGGUGACCCUGAGGUUAUUGAGGCCAUGACAAUAUUUGCUGAGCUGACAGAUCAGGCAAAGACGGCCAUAGAGGAGAAGGACUGGGAUGAGCUGGCAGAAUUAAUGAACAGGAAUCUAUUACUGAGGAGAUCAAUCUUCACUGAUGCAUGCCUGGGUCCAGGAAACCUAAAGAUGAUAGAAAUCGCUCAACAGCACGGGUGCACCGUGAAGUUACCAGGGAGCGGAGGCGCAGUGAUCGGUUUGUGCAGUGACCCUAAAAAACUGGUUGAACUAAAGAAAUCCUAUCAGGAGGCUGGAUUUGUGUUUUGCCCAAUAGUCCCUUAUUGUCCAGAAGAUGCUGGUACAAGCAGUCAAUAAAGGGUAACUCACGGUACACAAGCUUCUACAGUAUGAGAAUCCAACAUGAUCCGAUUGUUCAGUGAAAGGCAGGAAAAGUUGGACUAUAUAUUAUACCAUACAUUGUAAGGUACUUUUAUAAAAUAAAGACUAUUAUCAAGGAUGA